Messenger RNA from Leopardus geoffroyi (Geoffroy's cat), 6333 nucleotides. It is a transcript of the gene COL6A2, whose product is annotated as collagen type VI alpha 2 chain. Bases 230 to 2998 code for a protein of 922 amino acids. The record is from RefSeq and is a predicted model, not a curated record. The transcript has 28 exons. NCBI's taxonomy places the organism in Eukaryota, Metazoa, Chordata, Mammalia, Carnivora, Felidae.
UGGUCCCCCGCCAUCCGCGGGGCCGCAGCGCCUCCCGCUGUCCGCGCUGUCGGGGCGUCGGGGCGCGGCCCUGGCGGGCGGCGGGAGGCGUAUAAAGUGGGCGGCCCCCGCCGCGGACCCCUCCCUCUUGCCCGCUCGGAGCCCGCGUCGCGGCCGCCAGCACCCGGAGCUCCGCGAGACGUGUCCGGCGAGGGCGCCCCGCGCGCUCCGGGGUCAGGACACCAGAGUGAUGGGUGCUACCAAGAUGCUCCGGGGCGCCUGCUCCGCCCUCCUGUUCUGGGGGCUCCUGGGGACCCCCCGUGCCCAGCAGCAGGAGCUCAUCAGCCCCAGCACCUCUGACAGAAACCACUGCCCAGAGAAGGCCGACUGCCCCAUCAACGUGUACUUCGUGCUGGACACGUCGGAGAGCAUCACCAUGCAGUCCCCCACCGACAGCCUGCUCGACCACAUGCGGCAGUUCGUGAAGCAGUUCACCAGCCAGCUGCAGGACGAGGCCUACCUGGACCAAGUGGUCCUGAGCUGGCGCUACGGCGGCCUGCACUUCUCCGACCUGGUGGAGGUGUUCAGCCCGCCCGACAGCGACCGGGCCUCCUUCACCAGGAGCCUGCAGGGCAUCCAGUCCUUCCGCAGGGGCACCUUCACCGACUGCGCGCUGGCCAACAUGACCCAGGAGAUCCGGCAGCACAAGAGCAAGGGCGCGGUCAACUUCGCGGUGGUCAUCACCGACGGCCAUGUCACCGGCAGCCCGUGCAGGGGCAUCAAGCUGCAGGCCGAGAAGGCCCGCGAGGAGGGCAUCCGGCUCUUCGCCGUGGCCCCCAGGCAGAACCUGCUGAACGAGCAGGGCCUUCGGGACAUCGCCAGCAUGCCCUUGGAGCUCUACCGCAACAACUACGCCACGAUGCAGCCCGACUCGGAGAUCGACCAGGACACCAUCAACCGCAUCAUCAAGGUCAUGAAACAUGAAGCCUAUGGAGAGUGCUACAAGGUGAGCUGCCUGGAGAUCCCCGGGCCUCCCGGCCCCAAGGGCUACCGCGGACAGAAGGGUGCCAAGGGCAACAUGGGUGAGCCAGGAGAGCCUGGGCAGAAAGGACGACAGGGAGAUCCAGGCAUCGAAGGCCCCAUUGGAUUCCCGGGACCCAAGGGUGUUCCUGGUUUCAAAGGAGAGAAGGGUGAAUUUGGAGCUGACGGGCGGAAGGGGGCCCCUGGCCUGGCUGGCAAGAACGGGACGGAUGGACAGAAGGGCAAACUGGGGCGCAUUGGGCCUCCUGGCUGCAAGGGAGACCCCGGGAGUCGGGGCCCCGAUGGAUACGCAGGCGAUGCCGGCAGCCCUGGGGAGCAAGGGGACCAGGGCACCAAGGGAGAUGCUGGCCGCCCAGGACGCAGAGGACCCCCAGGAGACAACGGGGCCAAAGGCAGCAAGGGGUAUCAAGGCAAUAACGGGGCCCCCGGAAGUCCCGGUGUGAAAGGAGCCAAGGGCGGGCCUGGCCCCCGAGGACCCAAAGGCGAGCCUGGGCGCAGAGGGGACCCAGGAGCCAAGGGCAGCCCGGGCGGUGACGGCCCCAAGGGUGAGAAGGGAGACCCUGGCCCUGAGGGGCCCCGGGGUCUGGCUGGAGAGGUCGGCAACAAAGGAGCCAAGGGAGACCGAGGCUUGCCUGGACCCAGAGGCCCUCAGGGGGCUCUCGGAGAGCCCGGGAAGAAGGGAUCUCGGGGAGACCCCGGUGACGCUGGUCCCCGUGGAGAGUCAGGACAGCCUGGUCCCAAGGGAGACCCCGGCAGGCCUGGAUUCAGCUACCCAGGACCCCGAGGAACGCCCGGAGACAAAGGCGAGCCUGGUCCUCGAGGCCCUGAGGGGAGCAGAGGUGACUUUGGUGCCAAAGGAGAGCCUGGGAGGAAGGGCGAGAAGGGUGAGCCUGCGGAUCCCGGCCCCCCUGGUGAGCCCGGCCUGCGGGGGCCAAAAGGAGCCCCAGGACCCGAGGGAGAGCCCGGCCCCCCUGGAGAUCCCGGCCUCACGGAGUGCGACGUCAUGACCUACGUGAGGGAGACAUGCGGGUGCUGCGACUGCGAGAAGCGGUGUGGGGCCCUGGACGUGGUGUUCGUCAUCGACAGCUCCGAGAGCAUCGGCUACACCAACUUCACCCUGGAAAAGAACUUUGUCAUCAACGUGGUCAACAGGCUGGGGGCCAUUGCCAAGGACCCCAAGUCAGAGACCGGAACCCGCGUGGGCGUGGUGCAGUACAGCCACGAGGGCACCUUCGAAGCCAUCCAGCUGGAUGACGAACGCAUCGACUCCCUGUCCAGCUUCAAGGAGGCCGUCAAGAACCUGGAGUGGAUCGCCGGGGGCACCUGGACGCCCUCGGCCCUCAAGUUCGCCUACAACAAGCUCAUCAAGGAGAGCCGACGCCAGAAGACCCGCGUGUUCGCGGUGGUCAUCACGGACGGCCGCCACGACCCCCGGGACGACGACCUCAACCUGCGGGCGCUGUGCAACCAUGACGUCACGGUGACAGCCAUCGGCAUUGGUGACAUGUUCCAUGAGAGGCACGAGAGCGAGAACCUGUACUCCAUCGCCUGCGACAAGCCGCAACAGGUGCGAAACAUGACCCUCUUCUCUGACCUGGUGGCCGAGAAGUUCAUCGAUGACAUGGAAGAUGUCCUGUGCCCGGACCCUCAGAUCGUGUGCCCGGACCUUCCCUGCCAAACAGAUGGACCGCGGCCUGGCGGCGAGCCCCCGGUCACCUUCCUCCGCACGGAAGAGGGCCCGGAUGCCUCCUUCCCCAGGACCAUCCCCCUGAUCCAACAGUUGCUAAACGCCACGGAGUUCACGCAGGACCCGGCCGCCUACUCCAGGCUGGUGGCCGUGCUGGUCUACACCGCAGAGCGAGCCAAGUUCGCCACAGGCAACGAGCGGCAGGACUGGAUGGAACUGUUCAUUGACACGUUUAAGCUGGUGCACAGGGACAUUGUGGGGGACCCUGAGACCGCACUGGCCCUCUGCUGAAGCUGCAGGGGCUGCCCACAUGCAGGGCUGGCCAGAGCUGCCCGGCCCAGCUGCGUUAGCCCCCGGUGGCUGCCACCACAUGCUAAGGGGCUUAAAACAACAGGAAUCUAUUCUCGCUCAGCCUGGAGGCCAAAAAUCCAAGACCCUGCUGCGGCAGAGCCACGCUCCCUCCGGGGGCCCCAGGGAAGAUCCUUCCUGCCUCCUCCAGUUCCUGUCUGCCUCCAUUGUCACAGAGCCUGUCCCUUUUGUAGCCUGACUGCCCUGCCUCCCUCUUAUAAGGAGCUUGUGGUGGCGCUUAGGGCCCACUGGAGAAUCCAGAAUAGUUUCAAGGUCAUAAUUUAAUUCCAUCUGCGGUGGUUUUUUGGUUUUGUUUUUUGUUUUUUGUUUUUGUUUGGGGCCAUAUAAGGUCAUGUUCACAGGCUCCAGGAUUAGGAUGUGGACAUCUUUGGGGGAGCCAUUAUUUAGCCAAAAAUUGAGAGAAAGGAGCAGAGCCUCGUAAAUAAGCCCAGAACUCCUAGCUUCCCCUCCAGCUUCUGCUGUGGUCACCCCUUGUGCAUUUUUGUCAACCUCCCUGGUUGAUGCUUUGGGGAAAACUCCCCUCCUCCCACGUGUGUCUCUGCUGGGAGUGACUUGGGAGCGCGGGGGACCUAGACCACUUGCUAGACGUUUUCAGCAAGUCCUGGCUGUGUGGAUUUAAAGCAGAAGCUGCUUUUCAUCCGCACUGCCCUCAAAAUAAGCUAGGUCAUUAAUAGAAGCUCCUUUAAAAAGAAUCCUGCGAUCGUUGCUCCAUCUGCUGGUGGCCUGGCAUCCACACUGCGUGGUGACGCGCCCAGGGGAGCAUCCUUCAGAUGUUGUGAUCACAUCUUAAACAUUCUAUAAAAGCUGAAAAAGAAUGUGAACACGUUGCUGUGCAAGUGAUGUGCUGGGGCGACAUGCCGCUCGCUGGCUGGGGGCUGGACUGAAGCAGCCCCCUGUGCAGGCGGGUGCCCGGUGCCCACAGAGCCGCCCCAAACCUGGGUCCUGGGCUGAGGCCCUGGUCGUUGGUGCCAGGAGUUAGAACCUCCUUGAUGGGAUCCCCACGCUCCUGGCCCCAAGGGUCAGCACACCUGGACCCACGUCCCAGAGGGGGGCCCGUAGGGCUCAGGAGCUGAAUGCAAGCCGGACCGGCCACCCAGCCCCGACCGUGGCUCUGGUUGAAGUCUCCAGCAAGGCCGCAGCAGGGGGGCCUGGCCGCAUGUCUGUGGAGGGAGGGCCACGUGUAUGUGAGGAGUGGGUUUUCAGGCUGUGCUGUGGUGUCUGCAUCCCGUAGAGGCGUGGCCUCGCCCCCACACUGUCUGGCGUGUCCAGGGCUGGUGACCACCCAGACACCAGCAGGGCCCUCCUCAGGUAACAGAGUCACCCAGGCUGCUGCAGGGGUCUGGGUGCACCUGUGCCUACUGCCUACCAGACAGGUGUCCAGUCAGAGAGGACACCGGCUCCCCUUGCCUGUGCCCCCAAAACUGGGAGAGGUGUGGCCCAGCCAGCACUGGCAGCUUUGGGGCAACAGGGACUGGGGGUUACGGCCAGAGAUGCAUCCCUGCAACCUGGAGGUCUUCAGGGCUGGAAGUCUUUAUGAGAUCUUUUUACAUGAUUACAAAUUCGAAAACAGCCUCCCUGACCCUCUCUCCCACCCGUACUGUGGGCUGUGGCCAUUUCAGGGGUCCCCUUCCUGCCCAGGAAGGCCUGGAGAGGCGGUGCUUGGAGGGUAGAAAUAAGCCUCUCGGCCCUCACAUUGGGGGACAUUUCCUGGUGAGAGCAAAACCAGCAAAGAUGGUGACAGGUUCCGAGGACAUGGGGCAGGAGCCCCCAUCCUCGCCUGGGGCCACUAUGGUAGGGGUUCCCGAUGAUGGGUGACUUUGGACGCCACCCCACAACCCUGGUGGCUCUUAGGGCUCCAGUGGGGGGCGGUGUACAUAGAUGGGCACAGGGCACGGCCACGCGGGGCGCCAGGCUGCGCCAGGGCCUGCGGCGGCCGGGACAGGUAGCCGGGUCGCCCGCCCACCACCCCGUUUUGCCCCCAGAGCUGUACGUGGCCCAGUGCACGCAGCGGCCUGUGGACAUCGUCUUCCUGCUGGACGGCUCCGAGCGUCUGGGCGAGCAGAACUUCCACAAGGCGCGGCGCUUCGUGGAGGAGGUGUCCCGGCGGCUGACGCUGGCGCGCAGGGACGACGACCCGCUCAACGCGCGCGUGGCCCUGCUGCAAUUCGGGGGCCCGGGCGAGCAGCAGGUGGCCUUCCCGCUCACGUCCAACCUGACGGUCAUCCACGAGGCGCUGGAGGGCGCGCGCUACCUCAACUCCUUCUCGCACGUGGGCGCGGGCAUAGUGCACGCCAUCAACCACGUGGUGCGCGGUGCGCGCCCGGGCGCGCGCCGCCACGCCGAGCUGGCCUUCGUGUUCCUCACCGACGGCGUCACGGGCAACGACAGCCUGGAGGAGGCGGUGCACUCCAUGCGCAAGCAGAACGUGGUGCCCACCGUGGUGGCCGUGGGCGGCGACGUGGACGCGGACGUGCUGUCCAAGAUCAGCCUGGGCGACGCGGCCGCCGUCUUCCGCGAGAAGGACUACGACAGCCUGGCACAGCCCGGCUUCUUCGACAGGUUCAUCCGCUGGAUCUGCUAGCGGCCCCCAGCCCCCGCCCCUAUGUCCCCUGCCCUGCGCCCCCCGGCCCCGGCUUCCAGCCAGCAUCUCGAACUCCCAGCCCCCAAGGCCACACCCGCCUCUGCCCCGGCCCCAGCCCCGCCCUGCCCCGCCCUGCCCUGCCCCGCCCUGCCCUGCGCCCUCAGCCUGGCACCCCCAGCCCCCCCCCCCCCCCCCCCGCCCCGGUCCCGCAGGCGCCGUCCUCCCAUCCUUGGUGCUACUCAGACCCCACCCAGAGGCCCCGCAUGCUGGGGACUCGAUCUCUCCAGGUAUGGGUGUGAGGUCAGGAAAGGAGGACCCCCACCCACGCCCAGCUCCUCCAGAGGGUCCCACAGCCCUACACCCCUCCUGCCCACGCCCCGCUCUCCAUGCUCUCUCUGGACCCUAGAGGCUUCCCGGGGGCACCCUGGUGGCCAGUGCUCCAGAUCCUGCUCGGACAGGCCCCUCGCUGCCCACCCCCCACCCAGCCUCAGCCCUGGGCUCCUCAGCCCCUCCGGUAUGCUCCAGAGGAUCUCUGUGGGCCCCACCAACUCCACUGGGCUUGCUCCAAAGUGUCCGCCUGGCCUCUGGAGGUCACCUGUCCCAGACUGAGCUGUGACAGCAUCCCUGCACAUUCCUGUAUGCACUCACCCCCAUACAAUAAAGGCUUUGAACUGCC